GACUUUUGAUCUCGGGACACACACAUUGCUUACUUCCUCUCUCUUCGAAGGCUUACAUCUCCAAAUUAGCGGUUAAUUAGCGCCACCAGCCACGAGUGUAAUUGCAAUCGGCUAUUUCGGGAUGAGACGCGGAAAAUAAAUUCUCGGUCAUGAAUUUUGCCAUGAAAUGUGGUACUUAAAUUUCAAAUUCGAUAUAUCAUGCGCUUCACAAAGUAUUUUGGCGUAAGGCGCCAAAGGGUUUCGGAGAUGCACCAUUGGCCGAGGACGUGCGUCGCUGCACUAUUGCUGCUGGUUAAUUCAGUGUCUGUCCUGGCGGCUAACAAUAAGACUGAAGGUUGCAGCCAAGUUUUCAGCGCCGAGCGUCCAGUGCUAAUCAGCAGCCGGCGGAAUGACUCUUCCGCCCCUGUGCACUGCUCCUACCUUGUUCACGCACCCCCUGACACCUUCCCAGGGCGAGUCUUCCAGGUUACUUUCGAGCACUUUAAUGUUGGUCACCGCACAGUCAGCGGCGGCGCCUGCCAGCACGGCUGGGUCAAAAUCGAAAACUCGCUUUUCUGCGGCACUGGAAUCUCGCCUAACACAUUUCUGCUAGCACCGACCACGGAGCACUACGCGAAAAUUCAUUUGGUGGUUCAUCCAGGAGAAAAAACCCACGACUUUCAGGCAAGAAUAGAACUGCUGUCUGAACUCACACUACAAGAAAAACAUCAUGAGAUGAUUUUGGUUACCCCUGGCAAAAAGGUGCCCUUCACUGAGUGUGAUCGAAUUUACAACUGCUUGGAAUACCCUGGCUAUUGCCAAGUGAACUCACCCUCUUACCCUGGAGUCUACAUUCGACCAAUGAACUGCUCCUUUUUCCUCAAAUCACCGGAACCGGGAGUCAUCGUGGGAGGCAGAUACGAAUUGUUUGAGGUUGGCGGCGGUCUUCGACUCUUUGCCGGUGCGGCUUGCGACCUUGAUGACCACUUGGAAAUUUACGAUGGAGGCGAGUUGGUGGCCAAAUUCUGUGGAAGAACGAAAAAGUUUCCAAGAAUAGUGACCAAAACGAGAGACGUAAUGAUAAGAUUUGUCUCCACCCACGCUGGGCCACCAUCCAAAGGUUUCGCGCUGAGCGUGGAGCGGUCGCCCCCGCACCUGGCUGACAACCAAAUUCGCUGCUCGCAAACCUUUAAGGUCGGCUCGAGCGUUGAGUCAUUGAAGUCGCCGCACCACUGGCUAGCGCCCAAGAGCCACUGUUCCUAUCACCUGGUUACCAAGCCCGGGAAACAAAUUUGGCUUGCUUUCAAGAGCCUGAGAACAAGGUCUAGUUGCUCGGAAUUCGAUGACCACGUGCAAGUUUGGGAUGGCUUGGAAAUGAUCCUAAGCGUGUGCAGAAAUUCUAGCCUCACCUACCCUGUGGUCAGCAAGUCGAACCAGCUGAAGAUCGUGUACGUCAGCCCAACUGGAACCUUUGAUGCAUCCAGCCGAUUGUUUUUUCAAGUCAAGUUCACAGCCGUGAACUCCAUUGAAACCGGUCAGCACGUGAAUGGAACUUGGUGUGACAUGGAGUUUCGGCCACACCGCCUCGGAGGGCCUUUUUCCCUUCUCAACCCAAAGGAAAUUCUUCUUGCGCCCCCAAAAAUGCCCAAAGUACUAUUGUGCAGGUACAGAUUCAUUGCUCCUGAAGGACACACAGUGAGGCUGCAUCUGAAUCAUGCUGUUUUCGAACCACUGUUUAAGUGCAACAACGCAAUUUGCGAUCCAAACGUGCGACUUAACACAUCUUACGAUCGGCUCAUCGUCACGGAGAAGAUCGAGAGCAUUCACUUGGGCUGCGAGUGCGGUGGGCGCGUUUCUGAAAAGCACCAGCAUCCACUGAUAUACCACUCGCGCGGGUCGGAAAUGGUGCUGCAGCUGAAACUGCGCCUCAAUCCAGACCUGCUUGACUCAUCGACAAAGAACUCGCCUGAGCUGUACCAGUUCCAGGGGCGUUACCAGUUCAUGCCCCCUGACCCUGAGCACCUGCACUGCGGUCACGGCAAAAUCAUGGUCGAAAACGCCACAAAUUCCGCCUCCUUCUUCCAUUUCCCUACGGUUGACAAAUACGUCAGCUCCCCGAUUCUGUGCCAAUGGAAUAUCCAAGCAAACAUAUCCAAAAUCAGAAUAGAAAAACUGAACCUAGCAAAAGACUGCAGAACAAAUUUCCUCCAAGUCAAGGUGUCAGACCAGAUACACAAACUGUGCCACGAUUCAAAGAGCUGGAAUGUUACUUUGGAAGAACCCGUCGAUACUUUCAAGUUUACGCUGAUGGCCAGCAAAGGUGCGCCUCACGUCUUGAUCGACUGGAGCUCAGACGAGCGCGAAUCCGAGCUAGAGGAGUGCUACGACAUGUUGACCCUUGCCCUGCUGACCAUCUGCGCCGCCAUAGUUACAAUGUGUCUUGUGCUAAUGGCGGUGAUGCUGGUCUGGAGAGUGCGCGGCAAAGUGUGGACGAUUUGGAGACGCAAGAGUGAACAGAGGUACAAUACAGUGACUGUUCGGCAUUCUACGUUUUGGUGAGAACCAACAAGAUUCACUGCUGCCUCUUGGGCGUUACGCGCAACAUGAUGCCUAUAGCAACGUACUUACCAUAUAAAAGAAAAACAUAUAUUUAAAUGGCAUAAUGCUACCUGUAAAAGGAAAUGUGAAUGAGUAAAACUUUUAUGUGUACAGUAGAAACGUCCGUCUGUCAUUAGAUUAAAAUUAACAAAAUUAAACUCUACACAACUCAUUAAA
Molecule: messenger RNA, 2754 nt
Organism: Cloeon dipterum
Lineage: Eukaryota; Metazoa; Arthropoda; Insecta; Ephemeroptera; Baetidae
Exons: 5
Coding region: 199-2538 (779 amino acids)
Cellular component (GO): plasma membrane
Source: RefSeq, a predicted model, not a curated record